GUGCGUUUGAAUGGGGUAAGCGCGCUUAACUUUCGUGUAUAGGCCAGCCCCUCGCAGCAAUGGAGGCGACGGUGCUGGCGCCCUCCUCCUCCUCCUCCUCGACGAUGGCAUCCAAGCUCUUCUCCUUCCUCCCUUCCUCCUCUUCCUCCCCUUGGCUAUGGAAGUGGAGCUCCUCAUCGCAAUCGUUCUCCUCGGGAGCCUGGACAUGGAUUAUCACCUGGGCUCUCAUCUUGGCGUGGUGGAUCUUCCUUCACCGGUUCCGGCAGGGGGGGCUCCGCGGUCCCAAAUCCUGGCCCCUCGUCGGCUGCCUCUUCGAGCAGAUCGCAAACUUCGAUCGCCUCCAUCACUGGCUGCUAGAUUACCACCACAAGACGUGGACCUUCUCCGCCCCUGUUCUUGGCGUCAACAACACCUUCACGGCCCAUCCCGCCAAUGUGGAGUACAUCCUCAAGACCAACUUCGUCAAUUACCCCAAGGGGGAGCUCCUGAGGCAGCGAUUCCGCGACAUGAUGGGCUAUGGGAUCUUCAACGUGGAUGGGGAGAUGUGGAUGCACCAGCGCAAGGUCGCGACGGUGGAAUUCGCCUCGUCCAAGCUGCGCGACUACAGCACGUUCGCGUUCCGCGAUCUCACGCUCAAGCUGGCGGGCAUCCUCGCGGAUCGAUCCGGCACGGGCCAGGCGCUCGAUCUCCAGGACUUGUUCUUAAGGCUGACGCUGGAUUCCAUCUGUAAGAUCGGCUUUGGAGUGGAGAUUGGCUGCCUACGCCCGGAUCUUCCACUCAUCCCCUUCGCGCACGCUUUCGAUUACGGCAACACGCUCAUCAUCCGGCGAUACAUCGACAUGUUUUGGAAGAUCAAGAGGUUCUUCAACGCCGGAUCCGAGCGCGAGCUCAAGCGAUGCAUCCGCGUCAUGGACGAUUUCCUCUACCGCGUCAUCGAGCGCCGCCGCCAGGAGCUGAAGCAAUCCAAGGACGUGGGCCGCCCCGACAUCCUGUCGAGAUUUCUCUCGCUCGACGAGGAGGAGGCCUACACCGACAAGAUGCUGCGCGACGUGGUGAUCAAUUUCGUGAUCGCGGGGCGCGACACCACCGCUCUCACGCUCUCGUGGCUCUUCUCGGAGCUGGCCAAGCGGCCCGAGGUGGUGGAGAAGAUCCUGGCGGAGGUGGAUCGCGUGUUUGGGGCGGACGAGGAGCUGGAGGGAAAGGAUUCGAUGAGCAAGAAGGAGCAAGUGCUCGCCAAGGUUGCCAAUUUCUCGCGGAGGCUGGAUUACCAGGGAUUAAACCGGCUACACUACUUGCAAGCCACGCUCACAGAGGCGCUUCGUUUGUACCCGGCCGUCCCUCUGGAGACCAAGACGGUGGUGGCGGACGAUGUUCUUCCCGACGGCUUUAGCGUCAAGGGCGGGCAAUUCGUGAGCUACUCGUCGUGGGCGAUGGGCAGGCUGGAAGAAAUCUGGGGCCCCGACGUCCUGGAAUUCAAGCCCGAGCGAUGGCUACGCAGCGACAACAUCUUCCAGCCCCAAUCUCCAUUCAAGCUCACGGCAUUCCAGGCUGGGCCGCGAAUUUGCCUGGGGAAAGAUUCGGCCUACUUGCAGAUGAAGAUCACAACCAUUUUGCUGCUCAGAUUCUUCAAGUUCGAGCUGCUGGACGAGAAGCCUGUCAACUACAGAAUGAUGGUGGUGCUCUACAUGGCCAAUGGACUGCUCUCCAGAGUUUCCUUCCGUUAGGAGAGCCCCCAGAGUCUUACAGAUCCACCAGCACUACUGAGCAUAGGAGAAGAACUAAAGCGUCAGAGAGAUUCAAUGCUUGCAUCAAAUACGAUCGAUGAUCGAUAGAUGAUUUUAAGAGCACAAGAACGAACCCGGUUCCAUAAAAGCGGCUCUGGAUGAGAGACGACGAACAACACCUUCACAACUUUUCUUACUGUGUCUGCAAACAAAAAGAAAAAACUCUCAAGUGAAUAAGAAAAAGAUGAAAAACAAAGGCUUUGGAAAA
Selaginella moellendorffii is the source of this 1992-nucleotide messenger RNA. RefSeq names its product cytochrome P450 704B1. The record is from RefSeq and is a predicted model, not a curated record. NCBI's taxonomy places the organism in Eukaryota, Viridiplantae, Streptophyta, Lycopodiopsida, Selaginellales, Selaginellaceae. Gene Ontology annotation, molecular function: monooxygenase activity; oxidoreductase activity, acting on paired donors, with incorporation or reduction of molecular oxygen; iron ion binding. The transcript has 6 exons. The coding region runs from base 60 to 1724 and encodes 554 amino acids.